GGGGCGCGCGGCGGUCCCCGUCAGCGCGGCGGCAUGAAGGAGCCGGCGCUGCCCGGCACCUCGCUGCAGCGGGCCUGCCGCCUCCUCGUCGCCUUCUGCGCGCUGCACCUCUCGGCCACGCUGCUCUACUACCUGGCGGGCAGCUCCCUGGCGCCGCCGCGCAGUCCCGAGCCGCCGCCGCGCCGCCCGCCGCCCGCCAACCUCUCGCUGCCGCCCUCCCAUCCGCCGCAGCUCGCCGCCCGGCCCCGGCCCGUCUCGGCGCAGUCCGACACCCGCCCGGACUCGGCGGCGCCGGGGCCGUGCCCCGACCCGUCCCCGCUGCUCGUUGGACCGCUGCGCGUGGAGUUCUCCCAGCCUGUGAAUCUGGAGGAGGUGGCGAGCACAAACCCUGAGGUCAGGGAAGGAGGUCGUUUUGCUCCAAAGCACUGCAGGGCUCUGCAGAAAGUAGCAAUCAUCAUCCCGUUCCGAAACCGAGAGGAGCAUCUGAAGUACUGGCUCUACUACAUGCACCCGAUUCUUCAAAGGCAGCAGCUAGACUAUGGAGUGUAUGUCAUCAACCAGGAUGGAGAUGAAGAAUUUAACCGUGCUAAACUGCUGAAUAUAGGAUUCAUGGAGGCUUUGAAGGAGUAUGACUAUGAGUGCUUUGUGUUUAGCGAUGUAGACCUGAUCCCAAUGGAUGACAGGAACACCUACAAGUGCUACAGCCAACCAAGGCACCUUUCUGUCUCCAUGGAUAAAUUCGGAUUUAGGUUACCCUACAAUCAGUAUUUUGGAGGCGUGUCUGCCUUGAGCAAAGAACAGUUCACAAAGAUCAAUGGGUUCCCAAACAAUUACUGGGGCUGGGGCGGCGAAGACGAUGACAUUUACAACAGGCUGGUGUUCAAAGGCAUGGGCAUAUCUCGGCCGGAUGCCGUCAUUGGGAAAUGCAGAAUGAUUCGCCACUCUCGUGAUCGGAAGAACGAGCCCAACCCGGAGAGGUUUGACCGAAUUGCUCACACCAGGGAGACGAUGAGCUCCGAUGGCUUGAACUCGCUCUCCUACGAGGUGCUGAGGACUGACAGGUUCCCUCUGUACACGAGGAUCACAGUGGCCAUCGGCGCGCCCAGCAGCUGACACUGCCGGCUCGGCAGAGACCUCGGCACCGCGCCCGGGACGCUGGGCUCGCGGAUUCUUUGUGUCACCGGGUUCUGUAAGGGUUGUGAUGAACAACGCGGAGGCCUCUCUGCAUGCCAGAGCCUCUCCAGACGGGCUGGACGACGGCUUUUCCCGUUGGUUGUUUUUAUAACUUCACCUCCAUUGUUUUAUAAGUUCGGAAGCUGUACAAAACAGUUGUAAAUACUUCUUUUCGCCAGAAAAUGUUGAAUCUGAUCUGCCAGAGUGCUCCCCGUGUUCAGUCAUUGCUGGUGCCGCAUCAGUUCACCAGCUGCAGCUGUGGUGCAGCAGCAGUGACUGCCCACGAUAGGUUUUUUAAAUUGGGUGGAUGGAAACAUUCCUUUUAAUUCAUUCCUUGGUUUUAUUUUAUGAAGGACUCUAAAACGCUGCUAAAAUUGUACAAGUUUACUCAUUUCAUUAGAUUGCUUUUUAAGAGAGACAAAAUUACGUGGGUUUUUUUAUUUUUUUUCUUUUUUUCCUAAUAGUGACCAAAGCAAAAGGUCUUCUCCGCAUUACGAAUAACCAAGUGCGGAUUCCGCGGAUGUCACUAUUUCUUUUGGUCUCAGAAGAGACUUUUGAGUGAGUUGAGGCAGAAUGUGCCCUCAGAGAGCUCCGUGCACGGGCUGGGGGCUGCACAGAUGCGUGGCAGCUCUUGGUGACCCGCAGCACCCGCUGGCUCCCCAUAACCUGCCUGCUGCGUGUGAUUUUCUUUACCUGAGCAGAGCAAGAUCUCGUUGGUUGGUUGGUUGGUUGGUCAUUUUAGUUUGCUCGUUUGUUUGUUUUUUCCCAGAAAGAGAAGAUGGGUUUAAUUGCACAAGGAAUUGAUAGCCUUAAAAUUUACAGACACUUUUACCAGUGGUAGGAAGUUGCCACGCUAUUUAAACAUGGUCUCAAGGUUCUUAAGAACAACAUUCUGCUUGCAAGGUCAUGUGUAAAACUUGAAUUCACUUAUUACUUUUAUUGUCGUUGUAACUUUUUGGUAACUUUUUAAAGUAAUUUGUAUAUCGCAAGUGGUAUAUUUAAUGCCAGAUUAAAGCAGGGUGCAGCAUAAUG
Molecule: messenger RNA, 2205 nt
Organism: Lagopus muta (rock ptarmigan)
Lineage: Eukaryota; Metazoa; Chordata; Aves; Galliformes; Phasianidae
Gene: B4GALT1
Product: beta-1,4-galactosyltransferase 1
Exons: 6
Coding region: 34-1113 (359 amino acids)
Biological process (GO): protein N-linked glycosylation; carbohydrate metabolic process
Molecular function (GO): cytoskeletal protein binding; beta-N-acetylglucosaminylglycopeptide beta-1,4-galactosyltransferase activity
Source: RefSeq, a predicted model, not a curated record